AGGGCGGGAGGGCAGCGGCCUAAGCGGGUGGGGAGGGUCCCUGGGGUCUGGAGCGCCUCUCCCCGAGUCUCCCCUCCCAGCCGCCCCUCCCAGUCUUUCUUUCUUGCUCCUUCCCCAGGCUGGCGGGACCGGCACAGACUUGCCCUAGACCUACGGGGAGCGCCCCAGGUCUUUAAUGACAGCUUAAAAGAGGCUGUUGGAAAAGUCGAAAGGGAUGAGGCUGACGUGGGGCGUGUUUCGCUCCUUUGCAAGAGUCGGAAAGGGAGCUGGGAGCCUUGCAGCUGGCCCCAGGCACCCGCGCCUAGCCGCCAGCAAGUAGGUGGGGGAGUCACCGCCGCCAGCCCCAUCCAGCUCCCAAGCCUCGCCCGCUGCGCCCUGGCCGCGGGCGCAGAGAGGGUGCGGGGCCUCGCCGUGCCUCCUCCACCCUGCUCAUUAACCUGCCUGCUCCGCUCCGCUCCGCUCCGGGCGGCCCCAGACACGGGCUUCUCGGAGCAGCACCCGCGGCUCGCCCGGCGCUGCCGCCUCCCCGAACCCCCGGCUCCGGGGGGCAAUGAGGGGGCGGUGGAAGGGGCACUGCUCGUCGGGCAUUACUUAGAGAAGCGAGACCGCCCCGCCCUCCCGCCGGCCCUCCCUCUCUCCCGCCCGGGCCCGCGCGCCACUCCGCCAGAGGGACAGUCGGCCCAAUAUGUCAAGACCUCUGAUCACUAGAUCUCCUGCAUCUCCACUGAACAACCAAGGCAUUCCUACUCCAGCACAGCUCACAAAAUCCAAUGCGCCCGUCCACAUCGAUGUGGGCGGCCACAUGUACACCAGCAGCCUGGCCACCCUCACCAAAUACCCCGAAUCAAGAAUCGGAAGACUUUUUGAUGGCACAGAGCCCAUUGUUUUGGACAGUCUCAAACAGCAUUAUUUCAUUGACAGAGAUGGACAGAUGUUCAGAUAUAUCUUGAAUUUUCUACGAACAUCAAAACUCCUCAUUCCUGAUGAUUUCAAGGACUACACUUUGUUAUAUGAAGAGGCAAAAUAUUUUCAGCUUCAGCCCAUGUUGUUGGAGAUGGAAAGAUGGAAGCAGGACAGAGAAACUGGUCGCUUUUCAAGGCCCUGUGAGUGCCUAGUGGUGCGUGUCGCCCCAGACCUCGGAGAAAGGAUCACGCUCAGCGGUGACAAAUCCUUGAUAGAAGAAGUGUUUCCAGAGAUUGGCGAUGUGAUGUGCAACUCUGUCAAUGCAGGCUGGAAUCACGACUCGACGCACGUCAUUAGGUUCCCACUGAAUGGCUACUGUCACCUCAACUCGGUCCAGGUCCUCGAGAGGCUGCAGCAGAGAGGAUUUGAAAUCGUGGCCUCCUGCGGAGGAGGCGUGGACUCGUCCCAGUUCAGCGAGUACGUUCUUCGGCGGGAACUGAGGCGGACGCCCCGCGGGCCCUCUGUCAUCCGGAUAAAGCAAGAGCCUCUGGACUAAACAGACAGAUUUCUUAUGCAAAAAAGGAAAAAAACAAAAACCCGUACACAACCAAUAACGCAAACAAAAAAGGGACAUUUAUGUGCAGCUGGGACAGCAAAACCAAGUCCUGGACCUAAAAUUGAUUCAAAAGACACAUUGAUAUCCAAUAGAGACCACACUUGUAUUCAUAUGGGAACAAUUGGAAUAGUGAUAUCCUCAAGGUGUAAAAAAUAUAUAAAUAUAUAUAUAUGUCAAAAGGUAGGAAAUGCAAAAAAAAAAGGAAAAAAAAAAGUUUCAAAAAGGUGGUAGCUACAGUUGGUGCUGUGAUGGCCGUGAGGUGUCCCGGGGCCUCGCAAGGCCUCUGACCGAUAAGCCAUGAGCAGUGAGGACGCGUCUCCUUACGGUUUGCAUUGCCAACAGCCAUCCAUGGUUUCCUUUUCCUUUGUCUUUCUUUUUCCUUUUUUUUUUUUUUUUAAAAAAAAAACAAAAAACAUAAAAAGCCCACCUUGAAUAGAGUUUAUUUGCAGGAUGAAGGUUUCCUGUCCUCUCUUUAGGCAGCCGGGGCAGGACUUCAGAAAAACUCUCACUGAGCACACUGCAUUCGAGAGACGUUAGACAUGAAAUUUUAAACGUAGUCUGUACAGAAGUCACACUUCUCUGCCCGCCUCACAGAUGUGAACAUGACUUUGUUUUUAAACUGAUCAGUUUUGCAAAGGGGCCAGAAUUAUUACUUGUUAGACUUGCUCCAGUUUGAGUCUGCUGCUUUCCUACAAUUUUUCAAAUUUUAUAAUGUAUUAAAUACAAUAAACUCUGUUUAAAAAAUAA
Suricata suricatta (meerkat) is the source of this 2266-nucleotide messenger RNA. It is a transcript of the gene KCTD1, whose product is annotated as potassium channel tetramerization domain containing 1. Gene Ontology annotation, biological process: negative regulation of DNA-templated transcription; protein homooligomerization. The record is from RefSeq and is a predicted model, not a curated record. Bases 686 to 1459 code for a protein of 257 amino acids. Lineage: Eukaryota; Metazoa; Chordata; Mammalia; Carnivora; Herpestidae. Gene Ontology annotation, molecular function: transcription corepressor activity; transcription factor binding. The transcript is spliced from 5 exons. Gene Ontology annotation, cellular component: nucleus.